Molecule: messenger RNA, 1733 nt
Organism: Ipomoea triloba (trilobed morning glory)
Lineage: Eukaryota; Viridiplantae; Streptophyta; Magnoliopsida; Solanales; Convolvulaceae
Product: dehydrodolichyl diphosphate synthase 6-like
Exons: 3
Coding region: 420-1289 (289 amino acids)
Biological process (GO): polyprenol biosynthetic process
Cellular component (GO): endoplasmic reticulum
Source: RefSeq, a predicted model, not a curated record
ACCAAACACCUCAUGUCCGCCUCCCCUCUGCCUACGCGACUUCGCCCACAGGCCACAGCCCAUCGCCUCCCCUCUGCCUUCGCUGAGUGACCGCCGAAGACCGCCGACGUCCACUGCUGCUGUCGACCGCCGACUGUCUCCCCUCCGCCUUCGGCCUUCUCCCAGCGCUUCCUCUCUGCCGACGCCUGAUUAGUUUCAAUCCUGAUUUCGACUUCGAGCUCGAGCUCGAGCAUCAAUGGCCAAACUCGAGCUCGAGCAGCUCAUUUCUUAAAUGGCUCGAGCUCGGCUCGGCUCGUUUGCACCCCAAGUCUUGUCCAAUUAUUUCUUCUAUGGUUCUGUUUCGUGUGCUUGUGACAAGUAAGAAAGGAAUUUGGUAACAGGUUUGUGUUACUGCGUCUUAGACUGGAUUGAGGUUCAAUAUGGUGAGCGAGAGUGGUAAACAAAGAAACCAACUGCUAGAAAAUGUGUGUUGUUUGCUCCGGAAGUGCAUUUUUUCAGUACUUUCUGUUGGUCCUAUUCCUAGCCAUAUUGCAUUUAUAAUGGAUGGAAAUCGAAGAUAUGCUAAGAAGCAGACUUUGGAAGAGGGGCAUGGGCAUAGGGCUGGUUUUUCUGCUCUUAUGAAUAUGCUAAAAUAUUGUUAUGAGCUCGGUGUGAAGUACAUAACUGUUUAUGCCUUUAGUAUUGAAAACUUCAAAAGGCGCCCUGAAGAAGUUGGAUCCCUCAUGCGCUUGAUGCAGGAAAAGAUUGAAGAGAUGAUUAAAGAGCAAAGCAUAGUGAACCGCUAUGGGAUUCGAGUUUACUUUCAGGGGAACUUAAAACUUUUGAGUGACCCUGUUAGGUCAGCAGCAGAGAGGGCUAUGGCGGCAACCGCAGGUAACUCAAAUGCCACUCUAUCAAUCUGUGUUGCCUACACAUCAACGGAUGAGAUUGUACAUGCUGUUGAGCAAUCAUGUGAAGAAAAAUGGAAGGAAAUCAGUGAAAAAAAUCAAAAUUCUGCCCAAAAUGAUAUAACAGAACAUUUGAAUGGAAAUGAUAAGAUUGAGAACCUUAUUGGGUCAAGAGAUAUUGAUAGACAUAUGUAUAUGGCUGUUGUUCCCAAUCCUGAUAUCAUAAUACGUACCUCUGGGGAAACUCGCUUAAGCAAUUUCCUACUAUGGCAGAGUGCAAAGUGUCUUCUUUACUCGCCCACCGCCCUUUGGCCAGAAAUAGGUUUCAGGCAUUUGGUUUGGGCAGUUUUGGAUUUCCAAAGGAACUACUCCUACCUUAAGGGGAAAGAGAAGGAAACAUAAAAUUUUUAGGGGUCAUAGUCAUUGUGGCAUGAGAUUUCCUCUACAAAGAUGCAAAUACAAUACGGGUUGGGACUUGUUUUUGGUGAUCUCGCCCUUGGGUGAAGACGAUGAUGAUAGAUACAUUCGCACAGAACUGGAUGUAAGUAUAAGCUAUCUGGAGUACUUACUGUUCUAUAGCCAAUCAUUAUAUGCAUCUCCCACUAUAUCUAAACAUAGACUGUGUUGUAUCAAUAUGCAUUUCAUCCCUGCUUACACUUAGAUUGCCUGUCCAGCAUUCUGUUUAUCUGCCUCGUGGCCUCUGAACUCCAUGGUUUAGUACUUCUUCUGGAGCUGGAGAUAUUUCAUCAGAUUUUGUGAGUUUUUUUGUAUGUUAAAAGUAAUCUAUGCUCUUUUUUUGAAUUGACUUGAGCUGUAAACUAUAUUUUGGAAAAAAAAAUUGGCAUC